AAUGGCCGAUUAUAUAUUUGUGUCUGACAACGUGAUAAGUGAUUAAUUCAAGAUUAAUUGAUUAAAAACAAUCUAAAGAAAUUAAAAUAACAACAAACAACAGCUCAAGAUAUUGUAAUAUUAAGAAUGGCAAAUCAGUGCAAUUGUGGCGAGAUACAUUCCCACGAAGUUGAACUUGGUGUUAAAUAUAAUCUUUAUGGUAAAAUUGAUAAAAAUGGAGCUGAAUGUUUAAAUGAAUUGGAAGAAGGUUCGGGAAUAAGUGUAUUUAAACCGUGGGAAGAUCGACUCAAUUGCGAUAAGUUUGUCGAAAGUGAUGCUGAUGAAGAGUUACUCUUCAACAUACCUUUUACUGGAGAUGUUAAAUUAAAAGGAUUAAUUAUAAUGGGAGGUCCAGAUGAUUCACAUCCUACAAAAGUAAAAUUAUAUAAAAAUAAACCACAUAUGACCUUCGAUGAUACUAGUCUUGUUGCUGAUCAAGAAUUUGAAUUGGUAAAAGAUGAUUAUGGAGUACACGAGUAUCCAAUUAAAGUUGUUAAAUUUUCUUCAGUCAAUCACUUGACUAUUUAUUUUCCUGAAAAUAAUGGUGCUGAAAGAACGCAAAUAAAUUAUAUUGGUUUAAAAGGUGAAUGGACACCAGGCCAUCGACAUGGAGUUACAAUAUGCACAUAUGAAUCUCGUCCAAUGAUAAGUGAUCAUGAUGUUAAUAAUUUAAAUACAGUUACAAAACAAAUACAAUAAUAAUAAUCAAGUUCAAGAUCAUCUCAAUCAUAAAUAUAUAAUUUUAGCAAUACGAUUAAAACGUCAGAGAUCAAGUAUUUAUAAAAUUUCAUUACCAUUUUUUUUUUUUUUUUUUUUUUUCCAUUCAUAAGUUAACGAAAAAAGAUAAAGAAUAUAGAAAAUAAAAAUUUGUGUUUCAAAGUACAUGUGCAGACGGUAUGUUGGCUCGUUCGUUACUCUUUGGUGCUAUAAACACUUUGUCAUUUAUUUUAAGAAAUUCUAAACGAGUUGGAUAAACUUAAAUCUGUGAUACAGUGUAUAUUCCAUUCUAUUAAAAAUAAAUUAAAUAUCCAUUUCAGUGAGUGAUAUAAAUAUAUUAUUAACAAAAAACUUUAACAAAGAAAUGAAUAUAAAAAUAUAUUUUAUUCAACGUGAUAUGAAUCAUAAAAUGAGUUGAAAAAAGAAAAACAUUUAGCCUCUAUAAAUAAAGGUCAAAAAAAAAAAAAAAAAGAAAGAAUAUUUAGUUGAAUAAGCUGUAUCUAGUGUUGACACACACAAGGUAGACAAGACUUUUCUAGCUGAAUAAAUAGUCAUUGAAAAUAGUUAUCGUCAUAUUAAUGUGUCGACUAAAAUUUUUUUCAAAUUAUUAAAAUCUUUUAAAUACUUAUUAACACACAAAGCUAUAAUCAUAAUAUAUUUUUUUUGUAUUUAAUUUCUAUAAAUACAAGUGAACGAAUAAAUUUAAAACAAAAAAAAAAAGAUAUAUGCAUAUUAAUCACAAGUGAUAAUAAGAAAACAAAGUGUGUGUAAUCUUCUGUGAAAGUGAAAUUAAAAAUAAUUCAAAUAACAAUGAUAUAAAAUAAUUAAAAUAUAAAAAAAAAAAAAAAAAG
Messenger RNA from Aphidius gifuensis, 1607 nucleotides. RefSeq names its product PITH domain-containing protein GA19395. The transcript is spliced from 6 exons. Bases 127 to 738 code for a protein of 203 amino acids. Lineage: Eukaryota; Metazoa; Arthropoda; Insecta; Hymenoptera; Braconidae. Gene Ontology annotation, cellular component: nucleus. The record is from RefSeq and is a predicted model, not a curated record.